This is a messenger RNA of Schistocerca americana (American grasshopper), 816 nucleotides long. RefSeq names its product odorant receptor 43a-like. The transcript has 5 exons. Gene Ontology annotation, biological process: sensory perception of smell; detection of chemical stimulus involved in sensory perception of smell. Gene Ontology annotation, molecular function: odorant binding; olfactory receptor activity. The coding region runs from base 1 to 816 and encodes 271 amino acids. Gene Ontology annotation, cellular component: plasma membrane. NCBI's taxonomy places the organism in Eukaryota, Metazoa, Arthropoda, Insecta, Orthoptera, Acrididae. The record is from RefSeq and is a predicted model, not a curated record.
AUGCGGCCAGAGGCAGUGGACGUUGAGUGGCUGCUGGGGCCAGGGGCGACCCUGCGGCGCCUGGCCGGGCUGUGGCGGCAUCAGCAGGACUACUCUGGCCGACUCCGAGCAGCUUUCACCCUGACCGCCGUCGCCCUGAUGCCGGCUUUCGUCGCCCUCAAGCUGACCAUGGACCCUCCUGACGAACUGGAAGAACUCGCAAUGUGUGGUUUUGUUGCCUUUAUCACCAGCGGAAUGUUGGUGAAGGCUGCGCUCUUCGUCCAUGGGGGACGCGCCCUGCGCCAAUUGGUGCAGCUGCUGCACUGGACCAGGGGACGCUACGGCAGUGGAGGAAGCGGCGACGCUACAAGGCGGCGCUAUCGGAAGCUUUCGGACCGCGUUUACUUCUACUUGCAGGCAGCAGUUGUGCCGGCCAUCAUAGGCUGGGUGUGUUCUCCACUGCUGUCCCGCAGCGUGCUCCGGGGCGCAGAGGGCUCUGGCGACACACGUCGGCAGCUGCCCGCGCCUGCGUGGCUACCUCUGGACAUCCAGGUGUCACCCACGUACCAACUGCUGUACGCGAUGCUAUCAUUCUGCCUUCUGAUAGCUUCCGAGACUUCGAGUGAGAAGCUGGUCAACUGUGCUUUCAACUGCGGCUGGGCGGACUGUGACAUCCGCUUCAAGCGUAACCUGCUCAUCUUCAUGAUGCGAUCUAUGCAGCCGAUGGAGAUCACUGUCGGGAAGACCUGUAAACUGUCUAAGCAGAUGCUAUUACAGGUGCUGAAUGGGACGUACGCACUACUGAACAUGCUUUACAACUUCCAUGGCAGUGGUUGA